Molecule: messenger RNA, 2703 nt
Organism: Alosa alosa (allis shad)
Lineage: Eukaryota; Metazoa; Chordata; Actinopteri; Clupeiformes; Clupeidae
Product: leucine-rich repeat extensin-like protein 2
Exons: 3
Coding region: 25-2697 (890 amino acids)
Source: RefSeq, a predicted model, not a curated record
UUGAGCACCGGCAAUGAGACUGUAAUGGCUGCCAUUAUUCAAAUUGUGUCAGUGAAAGUUGCCAGGCUUUUUCAGAGGUCUUUUCAAAGGCCUUCAGCUGCACCAUCCUUCUUGAGACUUUUCCUGGUUGCUAGUGACCAGAAGAUUUCACCUACUGCUGCCCAGAAGCUGGUGAUUCACAUGGAGACAGUGACGUCAGUCUUGGCACUUGUGUUGAUGCAGAUAUACUCCGAGGAGGGCAGAGAAUUUACAUUUGAAGCUCAUAAGUGGCCACUGGUUGAGCAUGUGGUAAUUAGACUGUCCCUCUCUGGUGUCAACGUCAGCAAGAAGAAAGGUAAAGUGACUUGUUAUUUCAACAUGAAUGAAGUGGUGUGUAUGGUCAACUCCAUCUGUAAGGACCUAUUGACCAUGUAUUGCAACAUGAAAUUUCUCAUGGAGGCAUUAUCCAAUAAGAACAGAAUGGUGUCCCGAGACAUUGGCCGUCUGGUGUCUGUCCAACUUGAGAUGGUAUGCCGUUACAGGAAAAUAGACACACCACCUGUUGAGCUGCCAUCUUGCCCAGACUUUGAACAUGUCAUAUGUGGUAUAGUGGCAAGAUUUGUCCAUGUCCUUAUCCCAGUGACUCUGGCAGAUAAGGAAGACCUGGUCCUGUGCCUUCAACUGGUGGACCAGAUUCGUUUUCUCACUCAAGUGACUCUUUUCCAAUCCCAGGAUUCACAUUCUCUUGCCUGCCACCUCAAAGAACUGUCAUCAGAUACAAUUGAACAGCUAGGUGACAUGGUUUACAAUCAAUAUACAGAGUCCUUCCCUUUGUGUGAUGUUCAGGAUCAGAUACACACGUUGGUGAUAGAUAAACACCACAGCUGUAUGAUUAGUACCAUGAUUGUAACAACUCUGCAGGAUUAUGUGAAACUACUUAAUAACAUCUCAUGUGAGGAACACAAGGAGGCACCUACCUCAAGUGCACUGCUGCCACCUUCAGGUUCCUCUAUCCCUGACGCAUCACCUGCAGUGAAGCCACCCCCAGUGCUCACUCUUCCUAACACUUCACCUGUAGUUAAGCCUCCUCCGGGAUUUACUGUAUCUGACACCUCAGCCACAGUAAAACCUCCUCCUGGAUUCAGCCCACUUGAUGCACCAUCUCUAGUGAAGCCUCCUCCUGGAUUCAGCCUACUUGGUGCAUCACCUGUGGUGAAGCCUCCUCCUGGAUUCAGCCUACUUGGUGCAUCACCUGUAGUGAAGCCACCUCCUGGAUUCAGCCUACUUGGUGCAUCACCUGUAGUGAAGCCUCCUCCUGGAUUCCUGCUUCUGAAUGCAUCACCUGUAGUGAAGCCUCCUCCUGGGUUUGCUCUCCUUGACCCCUCAACUGCAGUGUGGUCACCUCCAGGGUUUGCUCUUCCAGACACCUCAAUUGCAGUGAAGCCACCUCCAGGGUUUGCUCUUCCAGACACCUCAAUUGCAGUGAAGCCACCUCCAGGUUUUGCUGUACCUCAAGCAUUACUGCUGGUGAAGCCACCUCCAGGUUUUGCUGUACCUCAAGCAUCACCUGUACUGAAGCCACCUCUUGGUUUUGCCGAGUUCAAUCUCCCUGAAACAUCACCUGCAGUGCGACCACCUCCUGGGUUUGCUCUGCCUGACCCUUCAUCUGUAGUGAAGCCACCUCCAGGGUUCUCUAUCUCUGGUGCCUCACCAGCAGUCAGACCACCCCCAGGAUCCAUUGUGCCUAAAACAUCACCUGCAGUGCAGCCACCCCCUGGAUUUGCACUGCCUGAUCUCUCACCUGCCGUGAAGCCGCUUCCUGGAUUUGCACUGCCUGAUGUCUCAGUCGCAGGGAAGUCGUCUCCUGGAUUUGCUUCACCUGCAGUAAAACCACCACUCGGGUUCCCUCUGCCUGAUGCUUCAAGUGCAGUGCAGCCACCUCUAGGGUUCUCUGUACCUGUUGCAUCACCUGUGGUACCUAUCGUAACACCUUCAGUCUGGCCACCUCCAGGGUUUACUCUUCCUGAUGCCUCAUUGAUAGUGAAGCCACCACCCGGGUUUGCUGUACCUGUUUCAUCAUCUGAAGUACGGCCACCUCCUGGAUUUGGUCUUCCUAAUGCCUCAGUAGUAGUGAAGCCACCCCCUGGGUUUGCUGCACCUAUCGUAACACUUGCAAUGCGGCCACCUCCAGGAUUUGCUCUUCCUAACACCUCAGCUACAGUGAAGCCACCCCCUGGAUUUACUGUAAUCGAAGCAUCACGUCCAGCGAAGACGCCUCCUGGAUUUACCCUGAUCGAGGCAUCACCUCCAGUGAAGACGCCUCCUGGAUUUACUCUGAUCGAGGCAUCACCUCCAGCGAAGGUGCCUCCUGGGCUUCUGCCUCCAGAUGCCUCACCGGCAGUACAGCCCCCAUCUGGGUUUAAUCUCUCUGAGAGCUCUAGACCUGAAUUGUGUUCAGAAGUUCCAGAUUGGGAGAUGGAGAAUGAGGCUCAAGACAUCGAAAAACAUGAUCAGUGUGCCCAACACACAGCAUUGAAUGUGACAUCAAAUGACUCAAAAGAUGACCAAAAUCAAGCAGCACUGCCAUCUGAGAGUGUCAAGCCCACCAAGAAGAAGGGACUGAAAGGCUUUCUUCAGAAGAUAAGGAGGGCAUUUAGAUUUUGUGUACCCUCCAGGGACGCAGAGGGACGCAAGAUAACGCUCUCUAGAAAUCACUAAAAAACA